Messenger RNA from Pelodiscus sinensis (Chinese soft-shelled turtle), 1474 nucleotides. The record is from RefSeq and is a predicted model, not a curated record. NCBI's taxonomy places the organism in Eukaryota, Metazoa, Chordata, Testudines, Trionychidae.
UAACACCAGCACAGCAACUGAUUCCGCCUCCCGGUUCCUUCCAGAUGCAUUUUUUUUAAUUAGUGAAACUUUACCCUGCUAAGAUUCACUUUCCUAUCUAUCUUUGAGGCUCCUGACUCUGAGCUCUGGAGUGGAUCAAGGAAAAGGAAAACUCUCUGAAAUACAGGAAGGCGGCUUUAAGAAGGGCAUGGAAGAGCAAGAGCUGCCUUAUGUGUUGAUAGACACUAUAGGAGGGACACAUGGAGUGUACGAGGACCAUGUAGACUUUCUGAGGAAACAUUUUAAUCUUAUUACCAUGAAGCAAUUUCUUGAAAACAAAAGUCAUCUGAGUGAAAAGAUCAAAGCUAUUUAUAUGUGGUGGAACAAACCAGUUGCUAACCAGGAGCUUCUCUCUAGUUUGCCUAACUUAAAGGUGAUUGCAACUGGUGGGGCAGGAGUGGAUCAUUUGGACUUGAAACUGAUCUCCAGCUUUGGAGUGAAAGUCGCCAACACUCCUUUUGCUGUUUCCAAUGCCACAGCAGAUCUGGGGAUGGCUUUAAUGUUGGCAUCUGCAAGGAGAAUAGUGGAAGGUUGUCAGAUUGCAGUUUCCCCAAACUCUGAAUAUUUUGCUGGUGACUGGCUGGGAGAUGAAGUCACUGGGGCUACUCUUGGUAUCAUUGGAAUGGGCAGGAUUGGGUAUAAGGUGGCCCAAAGGGCCAAAGCUUUUGAAAUGAAAAUUCUUUAUCACAACAGGAACCAAAGAAAGGAGGAAGAGGAGAAGGCUGUUGGUGCCAUUUAUUGUAAAAAGAUAGACGACUUGCUCCUGCAGUCAGAUUUUGUGAUGCUGUGUGUGAACCUGAUGCCUCAGACAGAAAAACUGAUUGGGAAGAAGGAGUUAGAAAUGAUGAAACCCACUGCUACCCUCAUUAACAUCAGCAGAGGUCUAGUAGUUGAUCAGGAUGCAUUGGUGGAAGCACUUCAAAAUGGAGUUAUUAAGGCUGCUGCUUUGGAUGUGACCUACCCUGAACCUCUGCCAAGGCACCAUCCUUUGUUAACAUUAAAAAACAUUAUUAUAUCAUGUCACCUUGGAAGUGCUACUACCCAUACUCGUCGCCGCAUGAUGAAGAAUGCAGUUGAAAACAUACUGGCUGCUCUUAAUGGUCUCCCCGUCCCUAAUGAAGUUAUUCCCUAAAUUGACUUGCAUUUGGCAAAGCUUAAUGCUCCUGAUGAUAAAAAUAAAUUGUAACUUGACGCAUAUUUACUCUAAUUAUUUCAUUAGAGUCAAGACACAAUGUAUAAGUAACAGGUUAAGUUUACAUUUAUUUUUAAUUAAUCAACAAAUUCUGCCUCAAAAAUUAGUGUUUGAAUGAGCAAAAAUGAAGGAACAGGCUGAUCUACUUUUGUUGUGCUUUAUUUUGAUUGCAUCCUUAAAGUUGUUCUGCAGCACUGUGCUCCAACAGAGAAAUGAAAAGAUCAAUAAAAUGACACUAUUCUA